GGUGGAGCAGGAAUCAAAGGGUUGCAAUGAGGGUGACUGCACCAUUGGAUCCCCCUGCUUUUACCCCUAGGUAUAAGCAUGCCUUGUUUUUCCCCCUUAAUGAAGACAUGGCCUGCCUGGGGUGAAUGCUGAGGAGUCAUGUGCGUUUGCCAAGACAGAAUUUGACUUUAAAGUCCAUGAGAGAGGCAUGAAUACACUUUUUACCUACAUGGCUCCAGUCACAUGCCUUAAUUGCCAGUGCCAAGCCAAGAGGGCAUCUACCACAAUGUUCUUUAUUUCUCUUGUUAAAGGGUGGAGGUGAGAUCAGCCCUGCUACCACCAUCUUGUUGGCUGUUGAACCUCCUGGACCUAACCUCAGCCCCCGUGGUCAGAAUUGCUCUCUUACUUUUUUGUUAAGAGAGUUAUGGUUACUUUUGAGAGUUGAGUUCUGCUAGCUGGUUAUGUGCAUCUAGAGUUCACAGCUCAGCAUCAUGCCCGGUAGAAGUGAGAUGAGGAUAUCUGUGAGGGAGGGGGGUCAUUUUGAGGUGAGAAUGUCUGUUCGGCCUCAAGAUGGUUUGUAGUCUUGGAUCCUGUUCAGAUCCUGAAUCAAAUAUCAGUAAUUGCCUGAAAUGCAUUUUCCACCUAUUGAUAUCUGCAUGGCUGCACACCUCCUUUAUUAUAGUCUGUCCACAGGGAUUUGUGCAUUUGGAUCUCCCAAACGGACUUACUGCAGACACUUUUUAACUGGGGAUUAAUAAGAAAGACCAGCCUGAAACUGCAGCUAAUGCAGUCAUGUCAACUCUCCAAGGUCUCUGCAAACAGUAUUUGCAGGUCUGCCAAGAAUCAAACCAGCCAGAAAACCCUUUCAUUGCACAUAUGCUUCGAGAAGCUGAUAAAGACAAUAUAAUGUUGACAAAAGUGUUCACAUUAAAAAUAGCUGGAAAUAACCGCUUAGUGCCUGUACAGAAAAUUACAGAUGAAGAUCUUUAUGUGCUUGUCUGCAUGUUACCCAAGAACAUCUUUAUCACAGGGCUAGACCUUAGAUAUAAUGUAUUAACUGAUGUUGGAGCAAAGCAUAUUGCAGAAUUUCUUCAGAAAAAUUCAUCCCUGCGCUAUCUCAAUCUAAUGUUUAAUGAGAUUGGUACCAGUGGAGCAGAGCUGAUAGCCAAAGCACUACAUAGGAAUGAAGCACUCCUAUAUCUGAGAAUGACGGGCAACAAAAUCAGAAACAAAGGUGGAAUGUACUUUGCUUCAAUGCUGCAAGUCAAUUCUACCUUAGAGAAGUUAGAUCUUGGAGACUGUGACCUGGGUACACAGAGUCUAGUGGCAAUGGCAACAGUCCUAAAUCAAAACAAAGCAAUCAAAGCGGUCAACCUAAACCGUCCUAUACUGUAUAGCCAAGAGGAAGAUACCACAGUUCACAUAGCUCUGAUGCUGAAAAAUAACUCUUGUCUUGUUGAGCUGCAUUUGUGCAAGCAUGAAAUUAAGAACUUUGGUGUGGAGCAACUGUGUGAGGCACUGUAUGAAAACUACAGCCUGAAAUACCUUGACCUCAGCUGCAAUAAGGUAACUUGUGAUGGUGCGAAAUUUUUGGGAGAACUGCUGAAAUGGAACAAAACCCUGGAAAUCCUAGAUCUUCAUUCCAACAGGAUAGAAGAUGAUGGAGCUAUCUAUCUGAGUGAAGCCUUAGCUUUGUACAAUGGGACUCUUCAAGUGUUAGCAGUGGUGAGCAACAAUAUAAGUGGAAAAGGACUUGUUGCUCUUUCAGAUGCUUUGAAAACAAACACAGUGCUUUCCUACAUCUAUAUUUGGGGAAACAAAUUUGAUGAGGCCACCUGCAUGGCAUUUUCAGAUUUACUUAAAACUGGACGCUUGAAACCAAAUUGUACAGAUGUGGAUCCAUAUGAAGUAGAUGGGCACAUAUACCUUGCAGAACUCUCACAUGGCCUGAAAAAGCAUUACUACUGGACACCAAGUUAUGGGCCAGUUGUUAACAAAGAUGCCAAUGCCAGUCUUGCAAUAGGAGCAGUUUCAGAACAUUUGUGAGCAGGUAGCAGUUCAAUAAGUUCAUAUGAAUGAGACUUUUC
Gavialis gangeticus (Gharial) is the source of this 2066-nucleotide messenger RNA. RefSeq names its product leucine rich repeat containing 34 (gene LRRC34). Lineage: Eukaryota; Metazoa; Chordata; Crocodylia; Gavialidae. Gene Ontology annotation, molecular function: protein binding. The record is from RefSeq and is a predicted model, not a curated record. The transcript has 11 exons. Bases 772 to 2025 code for a protein of 417 amino acids.